This is a messenger RNA of Sapajus apella (tufted capuchin), 6186 nucleotides long. It is a transcript of the gene TMCC3, whose product is annotated as transmembrane and coiled-coil domain family 3. Lineage: Eukaryota; Metazoa; Chordata; Mammalia; Primates; Cebidae. Bases 4124 to 5464 code for a protein of 446 amino acids. The record is from RefSeq and is a predicted model, not a curated record. Gene Ontology annotation, cellular component: endomembrane system. The transcript is spliced from 4 exons.
UUGAGCCAUUGCACUCCAGCCUGGGCAACAGAGCUAGACUCUAUCGCAAAAAAAGAAAAAAAAUUCCACAGAACUAAAGGGCUUAAGGCAAAAUUAAAGUCUCUCUUUCCAGCUUCUUGUCCUUUUCCCCAGAGAUAGCAGUGAUAGUAAUGUUCUGUUUCUUUAUGUGUCUUUACAGAAAGUCUUGACACAAAAUAUACAUAUCCAUGAUUUAUUUAACCAGUCCCCUGUUGCUAUACGGUUUAAGUUCCAGGAUGAUUUUUUUCAUGUUGGUUUUGCUUUGUCAUACUGUAUCGCAAACUUGUGUACACUUUUCUCUAUAACCGUAUUUGGAUAAAUUUCUAAAAGCAAAACUGUUGGGUCAAAGGGCAUAUGUCUUUUAAAUGAGAAUAGAGAUGAACAUAUUGUUCUCCCAAAGGCUGCACCACUUUGCAGGAUAAAUCUUUUAUUUUCAGAAGGAUUCCAGGGCUCAGCUGAGUCUGGUGCAGCGGGCAGCUCUGAGCGUUUACUUAACCACAGGAGACUCAGGGGCCUCUGCCUGGAGGAAUGACAUAGAUGUGAGAAAGAUAAGAAUUUAAAAGGUAUUUUAAAAGUGUUCAGAGAGAGAAAAGGGUAGGGACUGGCUAAUUUUGAAUCCUUGAAUCCUGAAUUUAUAAGGAGAAUGCUUUGGGUCAUAGGAGGUUGCAGAUCCUGAUCUGGGUUUUGAAGAAAGUAAGAGAGCCCUGGGGCAUGAGGUAAUAGUAAGAAAAUCCUGCCCAAGGUCAGGCAAACCAUUUCCUGGAUGUGACCUGCUCCAGUAGGAGAAGCCGUAGAGCAAUUCUGAGUGAAGCAACGUAUUAGCACUGAGAUGCUGUUCCUUUUAAACACCACCUCCAAUGUGAGUCACGGUGGUGGAGUCAGACGUGUGUAUGUGUGUGAUGCAUAUGUCAAAGUCAUGUGUAAAGGGAAAGGAUUACGUCUCAGUAGUCUCUCCCUGAGACUGCACCUCUCAUCAGUGUCUGAGGAAUAACUCAAAUAGGCCAGAGGCUGGGUGCCAUGGAAUGUUGCCUUCUCAGUGGCAGAUUCCAUCUAAUCUGGCCAUCUGUCUGCCUUCAUUUUUCCCCCUAUUGGCGGUGGGAUAGGAGAGCGUCUUAUAGACACACAAAAAACUUGAGUCUAUUCACGUCUGGGAUGUUCAAGUCUAUUCAAGGCAGAGAAGAACUGGAAGGUAUCUUGGGUCUGUAUGUCAGUGGGGCGUCAAAAUCUUAGAUGUUGGCUAUGAAGGAUGGGGAUGUGAAUCAUGUGUUUAAUGGGAGGCAUCCAGAAUCCAGAAAUGUCAUAGAGAGGCAAGAACCUCAGGUUAGGACUACAGAUGUGAGGGAGGGGGAUUUGUUCUUCCUCGGCCCUUAGGGACAAAAGUGUCCUCUCAAACUGGUCAUGCUUGAGGCAUGUCACAUGUGCCCAGGUUGAAGACAGCCAGGAAUAAGAGUAGUCCUGAACACCAUUAGCUCUGAAUGGAAUCAUUAUCUACAUUUAAUCAAAAUAAUUAAAUGAGCCAAACAGAGAGCUUUGAGGCAGUUGCCAGAUCAUUUUGUAUUAGAAACUUGGGCAGGUUUUUAUAAAAGACGUUUGUGACUGAGACACAGAACGUGAGGUAGGUGUACUGAACUGGGCUCUGGGUGAAUGGAUGGGAACAUAUGAAGCUACCAGGGAAGAAUGGGAGGGAAGAAGUGAUCCUGAUUGUAUUUUCGGAGCUAAGCUGGAGAUGAAACAAAAUAUCCAGUGACCAAGAUAUUUUCAGACUAGGAAGGCAGCCAUAAAAAUAGGUAAAGACAAGUUGGAGCCCAAAUGUAAAGGCAAAAUCUGAAGAAAAAUGAACAAGCUUAGCUAUGUGGAAUUGAAUUAUGUAUGCCUUUUUGGUCAGUCUGGUUUUAAAAAUCUUAUUGUAGUUUUAAAAUAUUCAUUCUGAGGGUUAUAAAUAGAAUUAGAAAAAUGACCUAGCAAAGAAGUCUAUACUUCUCAUAUACAGAGUGUGCUAUUGACUUAAUAUUCGGUUGAAGGCAAGAUCCAUUUGCUGGAAUUUAUUAUUUAACAUGACUUAAGAACUUUACUUGAACUGAGCCAGAGGAUAGAGGCUAUGCAAUAUUAACUUUGGUAGACACUCUUCCUCUUAAAUAUUACAGUAUAGUGUUCACAGAGUAGGCUUUGACUAGCCUUUAUUAGGCUGACAAAAUUCUCCCUCUUUCCCAAACCCCACCGCCCUUUUCUCUCCAUCCCACCCCUCAACACAGAGUUAAAUCAACACCACUUAAGCCGCAUGGCAAUUUUGAGAUCUUUGCAUUUGUUAUUUAGUGUCAAAGGCAGGGAACUCCUGGUCCCCUAGAACAGUCUGGCCUUAGUUUUUCAUAUGACUUGUGGCAAUUCAAAUAUUUGAGAAUCUGUGCCUACAAAUAUGGUCAAAAGGGAUUUAAAGGUGAGUGACAGCAAGAAAACUGGUAAUCUGCUGCAAAGGUUAAGUACUCAAUUAUAAUACAAAGCAGUAUAUGAUCACAAAAGGGCAAGAGGAAAAUAUUAAAUAUCUUCUGUUUGCCAUGACAUCAUGUCCUUUUCCGAUUUCAUUAAAUGCCAAAAGGAAUUUCCUUAGGUGAGACUAGAGUCCCAAAAAUGUGAAUUUACUUGCCCCAGUUCGUAUAGCUUCUAAGAGGCAGAGCUGGGUUUUGAUCAGGUCUGAUUGUCUAUGCCUGUCUCCUUAGAGAGGUGUCUAAGGCACUGUCACUAAUGGAUGCCAAUGCUGUUUCUUCGUCCCUUUCUCUGUGUCCAUCAGGACAUCUGUGUUUAAAGGUCCCAUGGGAACCUUAGGUUCAUCAUGUCUGAGGCUGAAAACUCUUGCCUAUCUUGUGAAUAAUCUUAGCUACCAGAAAGAACGAAACAGAAGUGGGGCUUUCCUUGAUGCGCCCCUACACCCCCAUAUCCAGGUGAUGUCAAGUCCUCUCAUUCCACCUUCUUCUAGGCCCCUCUCGACCACCCUACAUCCAGCCUUCUCCAGGACUUCCCACAGAUUGCCUCAGCAGGCUUCAGUUGGCUCCACAGAAGGGCAUUUUCCAUCUUGCUUUCUCAGAAGGACUUGUCUAAAACAGGGAUCUGAUCAUCCUAAUUCUCUAUGCAGCUGCCAAGGGACCUACAGGAUAUACCCCAGAUACCUCGCGUGAUUUAAGUGGGAUCCUCAGGGUCUGACCCAUCUGCCAUCCUAGUCUUCUCCUGCACUAAGUCCUCCAAAUCCUUACCUCUCUCUAACUGAUUCACCUUCUGAUGAGCCUUUCUUUCUGCUUUCCACUGACUUUGUCCCCUCCCCCUUUCCUCUUCUGUCCCCCUUAGUAGCCCCUCCCAAAUGCUCGAUUAGCACCAAGUACUCUCCUGGCACUUAUCAGUGGCUGUCAUUGUUUCUCUCCCCGGGGCCACUAAGCCAGGAGGGGGCUAUGCCCCUUUGCCUCCCCAGCACGCCUCGCUGCGCCUGACACACAGAGGCACCCAGCAAGUGUCUUCUCACGAAUGAAUCAACAGAAGGAGAGUCUCCUGACUGCUCACUGUCUUUAAGCCACUUUCCUGCCCUUGGCGCUGGCUGGCCCCUUUGCUCUGCCUUUAUCACGGUGGUGUUUCCUGUGCCCAGUCCACGGCUGGCAUUUGCUCAGCCUAACAAGGUUUGUUGAGCUGAGCCCAUUUCCUUGUUGGUAAAGAGAGAGUACCAGACCCAAUGUCUGUGCUCUUGCAAUCCCAGAGUCGGGGUGAUUGAUAGCAGGCACCCUGGUCGUCGACCUCCCUGCGAAGAUAUAGAAUGUGGAUUUCUUUUACUGGCAGCACAAAGAGCUCAUUUGUACAGCAGUGUGUUGAAUACAGUGCAUUAUUACUGACAUUUGUAUUGGGUACAGUGCAGGGCGUGGAGUUUCUCUGAGACAAACACAGGAAUACUCAGAGAUAAUGUGAGCAGUAUCUCCAAAGUCCAGGCUGAGUCAUACGGUAGGUGCUGUUUGGAAUAUCUAGCCCGCCUGCCUUGCAGAUUCAAAUGCCUUGGACAGGAAGGUGAGCUGGCUGCCGAUCCUGCUGUGCUCCCUGGUUUGCUGUGUGGCCCUUGGUAGAACGUCAUGACAUGAAUACCUUAAGCCUGCCCCUGAACAUACGCCGAGGGGGGUCAGACACCAACCUCAACUUUGACGUACCUGAUGGCAUCCUGGACUUCCACAAGGUCAAACUCACUGCAGACAGCCUGAAGCAAAAAAUUCUAAAGGUAACGGAGCAGAUAAAAAUUGAGCAAACAUCACGUGAUGGGAACGUUGCAGAGUAUCUGAAACUAGUUAACAGUGCAGACAAGCAGCAGGCGGGACGUAUCAAGCAAGUCUUUGAGAAGAAGAAUCAGAAAUCAGCCCACUCCAUCGCCCAGCUGCAGAAGAAGUUAGAGCAGUAUCAUCGAAAGCUCAGAGAGAUAGAGCAGAAUGGAGCCCCCAGGAGCUCAAAGGACCUUUCCAAAGACCACCUGAAGGACAUUCACCGCUCUUUGAAAGAUGCCCACGUGAAAUCUCGAACUGCGCCCCAUUGCAUGGAGAGCAGUAAAUCGGGCAUGCCAGGGGUAUCACUCACUCCACCUGUGUUUGUUUUCAGUAAGUCCAGAGAGUUUGCCAACCUGAUCCGGAAUAAAUUUGGCAGCGCUGACAACAUCGCUCACUUGAAAAAUUCCUUAGAGGAGUUUAGGCCAGAGGCGAGUGCCAGGGCCUACGGGGGCAGCGCUACCAUCGUCAACAAACCCAAGUAUGGCAGCGAUGAUGAGUGUUCAAGUGGCACAUCAGGCUCGGCCGACAGUAACGGAAACCAGUCCUUCGGGGCUGGUGGAGCCAGCACACUGGAUAGCCAGGGGAAGCUCGCCGUGAUCCUGGAGGAACUGAGGGAGAUCAAGGAUACCCAAGCUCAGCUGGCCGAGGACAUCGAGGCGCUGAAGGUGCAGUUUAAGAGAGAAUAUGGUUUUAUUUCUCAGACCCUGCAGGAGGAGAGAUACAGGUAUGAGCGACUGGAGGACCAGCUGCAUGACCUGACGGAACUGCAUCAGCAUGAGACAGCCAACCUGAAGCAGGAGCUGGCCAGCAUUGAGGAAAAGGUGGCCUACCAGGCCUACGAGCGCUCGCGGGACAUCCAGGAAGCCCUGGAAUCCUGCCAGACUCGCAUUUCUAAGCUGGAGCUCCACCAGCAGGAGCAGCAAGCUCUGCAGACAGACACCGUGAAUGCUAAAGUUCUCUUGGGGAAGUGCAUCAACGUGGUCCUGGCCUUCAUGACAGUCAUCUUAGUGUGUGUGUCUACCAUCGCGAAGUUCGUCUCACCCAUGAUGAAGAGCCGCUGCCACAUCCUCGGCACCUUCUUUGCCGUGACUCUCCUUGCUAUAUUUUGUAAAAACUGGGACCAUAUCCUGUGUGCGAUAGAGAGGAUAAUAAUACCAAGAUGAAGCCACUGGUUCCUGCCUUCAAGUCCUUUCAAGUUUUGAUUUUAAAGAAAACUCUGUGCAUACUACCAAAUUUUUCAAUGAAUGAUUGUGCUGACUCGUGUGCAAAAAAACUAGGGCUGUGUGGUGUAUGUAAAUAACUACGGUUCUCUUAACUCGGGAGCAGUCGCCGACUCAGUCCUUGUACUUGGUUAACACGAAUCUGUUUGAGAGCUCUCCUACCUUGCUCACUGCCUUAAUCAGACCGAUUUCCUGCCCACCUGACUAGCCCAGCGUGGUAAACCUCUGUAUAUUGAGACCUUGGAAUAAUUGGGUGAUCCAGAAGAAAAGAGAUCUCUCUCUUAAGUCUUUGUCAGAAUUGAGCUUCACGAUUGCUAAUGGUUGUGUUUUCUGUGAGUCCUAUAAAGAGUAAGGAUAUGCAUGAUUCAGGGAAUGAAGAACCACAGGCUUGGGCAGUGUGAAACACUGUGGCCUAUGGAAACACAGGUCCCUGUGUGAUCCACCCCGCUUGUCUCCAGGUGACCGUAGGUCCCAUCUUGUACUCAGUGUCCGCAGCGGUCAGUCAUGUGUGACCCUGUAACAUGGAAAUCUUACCACACACCUGUUUAUCCAACAAGUCUACCUGAGGGGUAUUGUUACACUUUAAAUGGUAAGGCAUAGGGAUUUAUGAAUGGGGCUUUUUCCUUCUCAUACCCAGGCAACCGACACCUGAUUUUAUGUGAACU